Penicillium nucicola is the source of this 558-nucleotide messenger RNA. RefSeq lists its product as uncharacterized. Lineage: Eukaryota; Fungi; Ascomycota; Eurotiomycetes; Eurotiales; Aspergillaceae. Gene Ontology annotation, cellular component: Ino80 complex. The record is from RefSeq and is a predicted model, not a curated record. Bases 1 to 558 code for a protein of 185 amino acids. The transcript has a single exon. Gene Ontology annotation, biological process: chromatin remodeling.
AUGCCUCCCCCCAAUCCUGCCAAUGAUGAAGCUCAUCAGCGAUUGUUGAACACUCUAGAUAUCUCGGUUGGCCCCAAGCCCUUCCGCAACGCAUAUUGGAAGUCAUCCCAGCGCCGCAACAAGAACGUGAAGCAGGUUGUCUCGGAGGCUUCCCGGAAGGAAGCUUCAGUGUUGGCCACUCAAGCCAACUCAGGCGCAACUACCCCAGGAGUUGGCACACCUGCCACCGAUGGCGAGCAAACCUCACUGGAAGUGCCAGCGCCGAACCUCUCCCAGGCCACCCAGAAUUUGUCGACCCUCGUCUUGGAGAAGAACGCCCGGGCGGGAAUCGCUAGCGGACCUGCGGUGACAUACACGAAUAUUGAAUCGGCGCCUUCGCUGAACCCAGGCAACCAACACCACUACUGCGAUAUUACAGGACUGAAGGGACCCUAUACUGAUCCCAAGACCCGUCUGCGGUAUCACGACAAGGAAAUCUACAAGGUGAUCCGGUCUCUGGCACAGGGAGUUCCGGAGAACUACCUUGAAGCCCGUGGAGCUCACACCAUCCUGAAGUAA